UUGUCCAACAAUUUGAGUUCUUCUUCUUCUCAAAACACAACAGAAACAUCUGAAACAGUUGUCCAAACAGCACCAGAACAAGUUUCACAUAGUUUUACAAUUCAAGACAAAUUGUCCAACAAUUUGAGUUCUUCUUCUUCUCAAAACACAACAGAAACAUCUGAAACAGUUGUCCAAACAGCACCAGAACAAGUUUCACAUAGUUUCUACAAUUCAAGACAAAUUGUCAACAAUUUGAGUUCUUCUUCUUCUCAAAACACAACAGAAACAUCUGAAACAGUUGUCCAAACAGCACCAGAACAAGUUUCACAUAGUUCUACAAUUCAAGACAAAUUGUCCAACAAUUUGAGUUCUUCUUUUUCUCAAAACACAACAGAAACAUCUGAAACAGUUGCCAAACAGCACCAGAACAAGUUUCACAUAGUUCUACAAUUCAAGACAAAUUGUCCAACAAUUUGA
Molecule: messenger RNA, 459 nt
Organism: Trichomonas vaginalis G3
Lineage: Eukaryota; Parabasalia; Trichomonadida; Trichomonadidae
Product: attachment subunit, putative-related family
Exons: 1
Source: RefSeq, a predicted model, not a curated record